UUAUGAUAAAAUAAUUUAAAUUACAAGCCAGCACAGGGGUGUCCAAAAAGCGGGCCAGGGGCCAUUUUCGGCCCGCCGCUAGUUUGUUGGCCCUCAACAUUUUCUAAAAAUGUAAUUCCUUCAUUAUGAAUGAGCUAAACCUUAGAUUCAACACUUAAAAGGAGUUUAGCAUACACUCAAUUAGUUUGUGGCAUGCCUGCAGAAGAGUAGUCUCACACACACACACACGAACGAAGGGGCGGAGCAUGCUGCAGUGAGUGUCCAUCACAACAAAGCACACACAGUUUGAGGCUUACAUUUGUGUCCCUCUCAUGAGUUGUGAGUCCAGGCUUGGGACGGAGAGGAGAGCAGAGGAGAGGAGAGGAGGAGCAUGUUUGUGUGCAGAAGAUGCUGGAGUGCGCUCGCAGGGUCCUGAGUUCCAAAGUGGUGAAGGAGGAUGAGGCUGUGUAACCGAGGGAUGAUGAUGCUGAUGACCACGGCGGGGGCUUUCUGCGCCUUCAGCCUCAUGACCAUCGCCGUGGGCACCGACUACUGGCUGUACUCGCGCGGCAUGUGUCGCUCCAAGAACCUGGGGGACAAUGAGACGGUCCGGAAGAACGAGGAGGUUCUGACCCACUCGGGCUUGUGGAGGACCUGCUGCACGGAAGGAACAUUCCGAGGCGUUUGCAAGGACAUAGAUCAUUUUGCAGAGGAUGCAGAUUACGAGCAGGAUGCUGCAGAAUAUUUGCUACGCGCCGUGCGAGCAUCCAGCCUCUUCCCCAUCCUCAGCGUGGGCUUGCUGUUCCUCGGGGGCGUGUGCGUGGCGGCCAGCGAGUUCUACAAGUCCCGCCACAACGUCAUCCUGACGGCAGGCAUCCUCUUCGUCUCGGCAGGUCUCAGCAACAUCAUCGGCAUCAUCGUGUACAUAUCGGCCAACUCGGGCGACCCCAGCCAGAGCGACAACAAGAAGAGCUACUCCUACGGCUGGUCCUUCUACUUCGGGGCGCUGUCCUUCGUGCUGGCGGAGAUGGUGGGCGUCCUGGCGGUGCAUGUCUUCAUCGAGAAGCACCGGCAGCUGCGCACCAAAGGCCGGCCCUCCCUCAUCAAGCCGGCGCUUCCCCGCAGCUCAUCGCAGUACCGCAAGCGCUAUUACCAUGGCCGGCCCCGCGGGUACAGCAACCGGAGCGACCACAGCACGGCCGAGUCCGCCUCCAACUCCCUCCGGGCGUCCCUGGUGCGGGAGAACUCGCUCUCCAAGGUGCUGGCCCCGCCCAGUUUGCCCACAACGUUGACGGGGAGCUCGGACUUUGUGUUGUACGCGCUGGCCUCGCCUCCGAAGGACGGUAAUGUUGACAUGUUGGACGGUUUAGCCGCUGACGACACCGGGAACUGUGCCGCAAGCAGGAGAACCACUCCGGUCUGAGAACUGAAAGAAGUCCAAAUACUCCAUGGCGACUUCAAUACGACUUGUAGACCAAAAGAUAAAAGAACAUUUUGACAUCCAGUAGAGUUUUUUUUCCAAAAUGAGAGAGAAGCAGAGUGAAGCUGCUGGUCCUCCACAUGGAGGACUUGGUUCAGGCAUCUGGUCAGGAUGCUCCUCCAACGCCUCUAGGCUACCUCAAGUUUGAUCCUUUAAAAUAAAUUGUUUUUUUGUAAAUAAGUAGUUUUUCCCCGUUUAUGUCCCUAUAUCAACUAGAGCUCUGUCUGUUUUUUUAUGGUUUAUGCCCUUUUUUUGGCAGCACAGUGGAACAGGGGUUAGUGCACAUGCCUCACAAUAUGAAGGUCUGAGUAGUCCUGGGUUCGAUCCUGGGCUCGGGAUCUUUCUGCGUGGAGUUUGCAUGUUUUCCCCGUGACUGCGUGGGUUCCCUCCAGGUACUCUGGCUUCCUCCCACCUCCAAAGACAUGCACCUGGGGAUAGGCUCCUCCCACCUCCAAAGACAUGCACCUGGGGAUAGGCUCCUCCCACCUCCAAAGACAUGCACCUGGGGAUAGGCUCCUCCCACCUCCAAAGACAUGCAUCUGGGGAUAGGCUCCUCCCACAUCCAAAGACAUGCACCUGGGGAUAGGCUCCUCCCACCUCCAAGGACAUGCACCUGGGGAUAGGCCCUCCCACCUCCAAAGACAUACACCUGGGGAUAGGUUGAUUGGCAACACUAAAUGGUCCCUAGUGUGUGAAUGUUGUCUGUCUAACUGUGUUGGCCCUGCGAUGAGGUGGCGACUUGUCCAGGGUGUACCCCGCCUUCUGCCCAGAUGCAGCUGAGAUAGGCUCCAGCACCCCCCACGGCCCCAAAAGGGACAAGCUGUAGAAAAUGAA
Messenger RNA from Nerophis ophidion (straightnose pipefish), 2293 nucleotides. Its product is annotated as voltage-dependent calcium channel gamma-3 subunit-like. The transcript is spliced from 4 exons. The record is from RefSeq and is a predicted model, not a curated record. Gene Ontology annotation, biological process: postsynaptic neurotransmitter receptor diffusion trapping; neurotransmitter receptor transport, postsynaptic endosome to lysosome; transmission of nerve impulse. Gene Ontology annotation, cellular component: postsynaptic density membrane; AMPA glutamate receptor complex. Gene Ontology annotation, molecular function: voltage-gated calcium channel activity; channel regulator activity. NCBI's taxonomy places the organism in Eukaryota, Metazoa, Chordata, Actinopteri, Syngnathiformes, Syngnathidae. Bases 437 to 1402 code for a protein of 321 amino acids.